CUCCGUUCCCAGCUUAUCAUGUACCCAUGCAAGCCAGGUCGUGUCUCCUGUGCCAGCCUCUCACUGUGUUGUCUCCUGUAUUGUUAAGUACAGAUCCCUAGGCCUACUUCUCCUAUCUGGUGAACGCGUUUAUUUAUGUCCUGUGCAUGUCUCAUUCCAACGCUGUCUCUUUGACAGCUAGCCUAGUUCCCACAUAGGAUCUCUCGGCUACUGUUUCAUUUCUCUACUACCUUAGAGGACUAGAACGACAGUUCCUUAGUUUUUGCUUAUUACUGUGGUGUCUUCUAUCCAUUAUUAAUCGACUGUGCACACGACUGUUGCGAUAAUAAUUCCUUGCGAUUUAGGGCGAAUAUCGCAGACAUUUUACAACGCUUCAAUGUUGUAUCGCCUUUUUUUCUCCCUCUCUUUCUCUUUCUCCGCCUCAAGUAUCGAUUUAUGCGUCGUGCAUACACACAACGGGCAACGGACAGGUAGCCACGUUGUACCCCGCACACCCGUUAGGUUGCAUUUGUGUGGUGGACACAACGGCCUAGACGCGGGAUAUUUUGUUCGUGGUUACACGAAAUAUCGACUAAGGGCAGAAGAUCCCAUCGAGCUCGAAAAACUAGGUUCGGCAAAACGAUGGUCGUUUUAGUUCCCACAUGUAGAUCUAUGUAGAGACGCCACGCCCCACGAUCAUCCGUUUAGAACGUAGAUAGUUCGCAAGCUCUGAUCCUAAUUUUCUGUGGAUAUUUCUGAUCCCUUGUACGGGAAAUGAAAACUGG
Molecule: messenger RNA, 764 nt
Organism: Gamsiella multidivaricata
Lineage: Eukaryota; Fungi; Mortierellomycota; Mortierellomycetes; Mortierellales; Mortierellaceae
Exons: 2
Coding region: 377-634 (85 amino acids)
Source: RefSeq, a predicted model, not a curated record